Rhagoletis zephyria (snowberry fruit fly) is the source of this 1083-nucleotide messenger RNA. RefSeq names its product insulin-like growth factor 2 mRNA-binding protein 1. Lineage: Eukaryota; Metazoa; Arthropoda; Insecta; Diptera; Tephritidae. The record is from RefSeq and is a predicted model, not a curated record. Gene Ontology annotation, molecular function: RNA binding.
GCUGCUGGCGGAUUGAACGGUGUCGAAUUCGAGGGCAAUAAAUUGCACUCCGAGCCAUUGGAUAAAAAUCAACGUCGUACUAAUCGCAACCAACGCAAUCCAUAUCCCGGUAUGCCAGGACCCGGACGUCAAGCUGAUUUUCCGCUGCGCAUUCUUGUGCAAAGCGAAAUGGUUGGCGCCAUUAUUGGCCGUCAAGGUAGCACCAUACGUACGAUAACACAACAGAGUCGCGCACGUGUCGAUGUGCAUCGGAAGGAGAAUGUCGGUUCGCUAGAGAAGGCCAUAACCAUUUAUGGUAAUCCGGAGAAUUGUACAAAUGCAUGCAAGCGCAUUUUGGAGGUGAUGCAACAGGAGGCCAUCUCAACGAAUAAGGGCGACAUCUGUUUGAAAAUUCUCGCCCACAACAAUCUCAUCGGUCGCAUUAUUGGCAAAAAUGGCAACACCAUAAAGCGUAUCAUGCAAGAGACAGACACCAAGAUCACCGUCAGCUCGAUCAAUGACAUCAGCAGCUUCAAUUUGGAACGCAUAAUUACGGUUAAGGGCCAAAUUGACAAUAUGUCACGUGCCGAAGCGCAGAUUAGCUCGAAAUUGCGUCAAAGCUACGAGAAUGACUUGCAAGCAAUGGCACCACAAUCGCUUAUGUUCCCCGGCCUCCAUCCGAUGGCCAUGAUGUCGACACCCGGCAACGGUAUGGUCUUCAAUCCCAGCAUGCCAUAUCAAUCGUGCCCGGGCUUCCCGAUGUCUAAGACACCGGCGAGCGUGGUGCCGCCCGUCUUCCCCAAUGACAUGCAGGAGACCACAUACCUCUAUAUACCGAAUAAUGCGGUGGGUGCGAUUAUCGGCACCAAGGGCUCACAUAUACGCAGCAUAAUGCGUUUUUCGAAUGCCUCGCUCAAGAUCGCCCCGAUCGACACCGAUAAGCCGGCCGAUAUGCAAACCGAACGAAAGGUGACGAUCGUCGGUACGCCGGAGGGUCAAUGGAAGGCGCAGUAUAUGAUUUUCGAAAAGAUGCGCGAGGAGGGUUUCAUGUGCGGCACCGAAGAUGUGCGACUAACUGUCGAAAUAAUGGUGGCCAGUUCGCAG